CCCUUGAUCAGUUAGCUACAAAAUAUGAAGUCGGUCACGUUCGUACUCUGCCUGCUCGUUCUGGGCGCCCACUCGCUGCUGGUGUUCGCCGUGGAUUGCGAGAUCGGUGGGCAUCAGUUCAAGACCGGAGAGAAGUACACGCCGGAAGGUCGCUGCCUGCAGUACACCUGCCAGGGACCCAAACAAGUGUCUGCCUUGGGAUGCCCGGCCAUCGCCUCCCUGAAGCCCUGCAAAAUGGAAGAGGAUCUGAGCAAACCCUAUCCCGGCUGCUGUCCCAAGUUCAACUGCUGACAACGCCUCGCACGUCGAACUGCAAUUGUGAAAUGAACUAUGAAAACUGAAUAUAUAACUAUAGAAACAUA
Drosophila mauritiana is the source of this 362-nucleotide messenger RNA. RefSeq names its product la1-like protein 13 (gene ssp7). Lineage: Eukaryota; Metazoa; Arthropoda; Insecta; Diptera; Drosophilidae. The coding region runs from base 25 to 291 and encodes 88 amino acids. The transcript has 3 exons. The record is from RefSeq and is a predicted model, not a curated record.